AUGAAGAACACGCAUGCUAAAGGUGGAGCUGCUGGCGGGACCGGUGCGCAAUCCGGUAGCGGCGAUGGCGCCGACAUGGCAGAGUACAACACGCUGUCCAAUCUUCGAGGACUAGCGAAAGGGAAAAUCAUCCGCUUAUACGACAUGUUGGAGAGAGUGGAAGAGGAACAAACGCAGCUAACAUCGCCACAGGUAAAGGUGUACAUAAAGAAACUAGAUGCUGCCUAUAAGGAAUUUCACAACUACCAUGAACGGAUCGUGGCGGUAGUGGCGCAUGAUCGGAAAGAGGAUCAAGACUGUGAGUACGUUGAAUUCGAGACGCUAUACGAUAAUGUGUCGAUUUUUCUCGAGACGUGGCUCGAGAAUUUUGCCGCACCUGAUUCUCGUCCUGCUACUGGUCAACCAGUAAGUCAACAGCCGUUGAUUGUGCAACAAUCGCUUCCUCGUGCCAUUCCUACAUUUGAUGGCAAAUACGAGCAGUGGGAAAAGUUCAAGAUUAUGUUCGGGGAUGUGGUGAACAAGUCAAAUGAGCCACCACGAAUCAAGCUCUAUCAUUUGGAGAAAGCAUUGAUUGGGGAUGCUGCCGGUUUGAUUGAUGCGAAAACAAUUGCUGAUGGCAAUUAUGAUCGCGCUUGGGAAAUAUUAAGAGAGAGGUUCGAGGAUAAGAGGCGUAUGAUUGAUAGGCACAUUGUUGGUCUGUUAAGCAUAACAAAGAUAGUCAAAGAGGAUCAUUGCGAACUGCGAAAACUUAUUGAUACAUGUGUGGGUCAUGUCGAAAAUUUAAAAUUUCUGGGUCAGGAAUUUUCAGGAGUGUCCGAACUUAUUGUCAUACACAUCCUUACUAGCGCUCUAGACAAAGAGAGCAAACGCGCAUGGGAAUCUUCAAUGGAACAUGGGUCGCUUCCGCAUUAUAAUAACACAAUCUCGUUUCUCAAGAAUCGCAUUUCCAUUCUCGAAAGAUGUCAGGUUUCCACAAUUAGCAAUGAGAAUCAGUUUAAUCGUAUAUCACCUAAAAGAAAUGAAAUAUCUAACAAGCAACCUAAUUCGCGAAUAAAUGCUGCUAUGUUUUCAACUAACUGCGAGUUUUGUGAAGGAGAUCAUUUCGCGUUCAAAUGCCCAAGUUUUAAUGCAUUAAAGAUUGAUGAGCGGCUCAAGAUGGUACGUGACAAGCGGGUUUGCUUUAAUUGUUUGAGAAGAGGCCACCGUGGGUUGGAUUGUCCAUCAUAUAAAUCUUGCUCGAAAUGUAAGCGUAGACAUCAUAGCUUGCUUCAUAGAGAAGGAGUUCGUCCAUCGUUUAAUAUUGAGAAAAGAGAUACACUACCAGAGAAUCAAAAACAGCAUUUUACUCCAAGCACACUGACAAAUCCAUAUGAAGGCUCAUCGAAGCAGGAUAUUACUGCCGCUUAUUCCAACACGCGUGGAAACGCAGCUCAGCAAGUGUUGCUGCUAACAGCACAAGUAUUCAUUUUGGAUAAACAUGGAAAUCCGCAUAUAUGUCGAGCACUUUUGGAUAGUGGCUCACAAAUCAAUUUCGUUUCUGAAUCGCUGCUCAAUAAACUUGGAGUACAUGUGGAAGAGACGAAUAUAUUAGUCACCGGAGUUAGCAACAUCAAAUCCAAAGUUCAGCAUAAGACUUGCAUUCAAGUACUAUCAAGGUUUAACAACUUCAGAAUAGAAUUGGAUUGUUUGGUAUCGCGUAAAGUCACUGGAAUUCUGCCAACUUACGAGAUUGAUGUCGCUUCGUGGAACAUUCCGUCAGAAAUGCAAUUGGCCGACCCUUCAUUCUACCAACCUGGUCAGAUAGAUUUGCUGAUCGGAAUGGAGUGGUUCGAUGAUUUAAUCAAAUCUGGUCGAGUGAAACUCUUCGAAAACUCACCAACGUUAAUUGACUCGCAAUUCGGAUGGCUUAUUGGUGGAAGAGUUGAUGGCGACUCUGUAUCAGGCUCUAUCUUCCAUUCACAUACCGCAAUAUCAUCAGAUGAGCAAUUAAAUAAACAAAUUCAGCGUUUCUGGGAAUUGGAAAACGUGGCCUCUGAGCAAUGUGUGCCAACCGAGGCUGAAGAAUGUGAAGCUCAUUUUCAGUCAACAUUCCGUCGCAAUUCAGAAGGUCGUUAUGUGGUUCAACUGCCGUUAAAAGAAACAUGUAAGCAACUAGGAGAUUCAAGACAGAUGGCUAUAAGAAGGUUUUACAUGAUGGAGUCUAAGCUAUGCAAACAGCCAGAAAUCAAACAACAAUAUGAUGAAUUCAUUGAGGAAUAUGUACACUUGGGACAUUGCAAGGAAAUUAAUGAGAAACAGGAUAAAGAUGGUAUUCAAAAGUGGUAUUUGCCCCACCAUGCUGUGCUCAGACCAUCAAGUUCUUCAACAAAAUGUCGAGUGGUCUUCGAUGCGUCAGCGAAGGUUGGCGGGAGAUCUUUGAACGAUGAGAUGAUGAUUGGUCCUACUAUUCAGCCAGAUCUACUGACAAUUAUUUUGAGAUUCCGCAAGCACCGAUAUGUUUUAAGUGCCGACAUUGCAAAAAUGUAUCGGCAAGUCCUGGUUGAUAGUUGCCACACUCCACUACAACGUAUACUUUGGCGAAAGAAUCCAAUGGAUCAGGUAAAAGUUUUGGAAUUGCAGACUGUCACAUAUGGAAUGGCAGCUGCUCCUUUUCUGGCAAUAAGAGCUCUGAAUCAGCUAUCAAAAGAUGAAGAAGUUUCAUAUCCACGAGCAGCUGAAGUAGUGAAAAAGACUUUUUACGUAGAUAAUGUUCUUUUCGGGGGUACUAAUCUUGAAGAAGUUGUGAACGUUCAGCAGGAACUGAUUUCACUUCUCAAACUGGGAGGAUUUCAUUUGCACAAAUGGGCAGCUAACAACGAUCAGCUUCUAGAACACAUCGCAGAAAAAGAUUUGGACAAAUUGGUAAAUAUUGAAGGCACAAGCGCAAAUGAAAUAAUCAAAACGUUAGGUUUAAUGUGGGAUCCUAACAAUGAUGAGCUUAUCUUUUUAUCGCAACCAGAUUGUGCUACACCAAACCCUACGAAGCGUCAGGUUCUAUCGAUGAUAGCAAGGCUUUUUGAUCCCCUUGGACUGCUGUCACCAGUUAUAGUUAUUGCGAAAAUGUUGAUGCAGCAACUCUGGAGAGAAAAAAUAGGUUGGGAUGACAAGAUAAAUGAAGAACUUACCCAACAGUGGAAAGAAUUUCUAGCCGCAUUGCCAACGGACGGGCAAUUUCGCAUCCCACGACAAGUUUUUAUGAAUGAUGCAGUUAAGACAGAAAUACAUGGAUUUGCCGAUGCGUCAAUAGACGCGUAUGGCGCUUGUAUCUACAUACGCUCUUUAUAUGAUAAUGGCACCGCAAAUAUGAGAUUGAUAACAAGUAAAUCAAAGGUAUGUCCAAUCACACCGCUUACUAUUCCUAGAAAGGAACUUUUAGCUGCACUGCUAUUACAUCGAUUGGCAAUCAAAGUUGUUACUGCAAUGGAACUAGAGCAUGUUCCAGUAGUUCUAUGGAGCGAUAGUCAAGUCGUUCUCGCUUGGUUCAAUAAACCACUUGAAAGAUUGCAAAUUUUCGUUAGAAAUCGAAUCUCAGAGAUCAAAUCUAAUGACACCGUUACCUGGAAAUAUGUACGAUCAGCCGACAACCCAGCGGACAUAGUGUCCCGUGGAAUGUCUUCAGAAGCUUUAGCUAACAACCGUUUGUGGUGGAACGGACCAUCCUUCCUUCGGACAAUUGAGUAUAAAGAGGAAUUGCUGGAAGUAAUGGACGAAAGCGAAAUCCCAGAGCUUAAACCAGAGACAAUUGCUAACGUUGCUAUUGUGGAUGAAACACUUUCGAUCUUUGAGAAAUUCGACUCGUUUCGUAAAACGCAAAGAAUAAUAGGCUACAUUAUACGCUUUAUUGCUAAUCUUCGGUCCAAACCUGAGAAAAGGAAUUUCUCCAAACGACUUUCACUUACUGAAAUACGAGAAGCAACAAAAUGCAUGAUACGAGUAAUACAAAAACAUGAGUUACAUGAUGAAAUCGAGCGCAUUCGUGCUGGCAAGCCAUGCAACCGAAUUGAAAAUCUCAAUCCGUACAUUGAUAGUGAUGACAUCUUGCGUGUUGGAGGCAGAAUUCGACAUUCUUCUCUUCCAGACCAAGCAAAACAUCAAUGGAUUCUGCCUGAUAAGCAUCCACUCACACGAGCACUGAUAGUGGACAUUCAUAGAGAAAAUCUUCAUGCUGGGCCAAGUUGUGUUAUCGCCAUGCUUAGGCAAAAAUAUUGGUUAUUGAACGCAAAAUCUUCUGUGCGUAAAGUGACACGAAGCUGCGUUACUUGCUUCAAAUCAAACCCAAGACUAGCUGGUCAAUUCAUGGGCGAUUUACCAUCAUGUCGAAUCAAUGUGGCACCUGCUUUUUUGAAAGUUGGAAUCGAUUAUGCAGGGCCUAUCUAUGUAAAACAAACGACAAGAAAAGCGACUCCCGUGAAGGGAUAUAUUUGUCUAUUCGUAUGUAUGGUGUCUAAAGCUCUUCAUUUGGAAGCAGUUGAGGAUCUCUCGACUGAUGGAUUUCUUGCGGCACUUCGACGAUUUGUUUCGCGAAGAGGAGUACCAGAAGAAGUGUAUAGCGACAAUGGUACAAAUUUUAUCGGCGCUAAAUCAGCAUUGAACGAGCUCUACAAACUGUUUCAGACAGAUAUUACGAAAGAUAAGAUUAAUAGUUUCUGUCAAAGCAAAGAAAUAAAGUGGACAACCAUUCCCCCAAGUGCACCUCACUUUGGAGGUUUAUGGGAGGCGGGAGUAAAGAGUGUUAAAACCAUUUUGAAUCGCGUUUAUCAAUCAGCUAAUUUAACGAUUAUGGAAUUUGCGACUCUUUUGUGUCAAAUCGAGGCAAUUUUGAAUUCUAGACCCUUAUUUUCCCAUUCUUCCGACCCAAAGGACCCAGAAGUUUUAACCCCCGGACACAUGAUUAUUGGCAGACCUCUAACAGCCAUACCCGAACACUCUUUUAUUGAUAUUCCUAUAAAUCGAUUGCACCGAUGGCAACGCAUCCAACAGCUGAGACAGCAUUUCUGGAAUCGCUGGUCUCAUGAAUAUUUGGCAGAGCUUCAAUCAAGAGCGAAAUGGACAAGAAAGAAGAUCAACGUGGCAAUAGAUACAGUCGUUCUCUUGAAAGAAGACAAGGUUCCAACUCAACAAUGGAAGAUAGGCCGAGUUGUUCGAACCUACCCUGGUUCUGAUGGCCUAGUUCGAGUUGUGGAUGUACGUGUUGGUGAUACUACAUACAAAAGACCGAUCCAUAAGCUAGCGCCGCUACCCAUUUUGGACAACGCAUUGAUUGAGGACAAGGAUCAACAAAGUAACUUUCCUUCUGCCGUGGGAGUAUGUUCAGUCCACCGCUCAGCGGAGCGAACUGAAUGUACGAUCGACAGGAUGGCGGAGGAAGUAAAGCAACGAGAGGACAACGAGCGCAAGAAUACAACCAAAGGAAAUAAAAUUCAACCACCAACAUGA
Messenger RNA from Toxorhynchites rutilus septentrionalis, 5475 nucleotides. RefSeq lists its product as uncharacterized. Gene Ontology annotation, biological process: DNA integration. The record is from RefSeq and is a predicted model, not a curated record. Gene Ontology annotation, molecular function: zinc ion binding; nucleic acid binding. Bases 1 to 5475 code for a protein of 1824 amino acids. Lineage: Eukaryota; Metazoa; Arthropoda; Insecta; Diptera; Culicidae. The transcript has a single exon.